AUGGCUGCAGACAAAGCCAAGGUGCUAGAAGAGAUCUUGCAAUUGGACGAUGACUAUGACUCAGAAGAACUUGAUCGGCUAGAAGAAGAGGCUGAGGAGGAGAUGGAGAAGGAGAUAAAGCAAGAAAAAGAGGCGGUGCAUGAGCAAGAGGUCGCCGACGAAGCGUUGCGUGCGAACGGUGCUGAUGCAUUGCCUGCGUCUCCUGCUAGUACAGAAGACGCAGGAGAGGAGUCGUACGGGCCGUUGGAUCCAGAGCAUGUUGCGCAAGUGCUUUCAGAUUUGCGCGAGCAUGGAAUGAUUGCAUGUCUUCAAAAACACAUUGUCCCAAAUCCCUUCAUCGUGGCGCCGCUGCUGCUGUCUUUGGGCGUGAUGUUGCCGAGAGCUAUUCUGAACGAACUACAAGACGAUCCCUACAAAGGGUUGUCACUGCUUAAAUUGGUGCUCACACGCAUCCUCCGCAAGCGACGCAAGCUUGCAGAAUACAACACUGUGGAAGAUGUGCUGGCGCUUGUACGUAAAAGCAAGCGUAUUGUUGUACUAUCCGGCGCGGGCAUUUCCGUCUCGUGUGGGAUACCUGAUUUUCGGUCCAAAGACGGCAUCUAUUCCAUUCUUGCGCAAGAGAAUCAGUACGAACUAGACGAUCCCAGCGAUAUGUUUGACAAAGAGGUAUUCCUGCGCGACCCGUCCAUGUUUUACUCUUUCGCACACGCCAUCUACCCAUCGCACUACGAGCCUUCUCCGUCGCACCGCUUCAUCAAGCUUUUGGAAGAAAAAGGAAAGCUCUUGCGCAUGUAUUCACAGAAUAUUGAUACCCUUGAGCAAAAAGCAGGAAUUCAGCGCGUCCUCCAGUGCCAUGGAUCGUUUGCCACGGCGACGUGCACGGACCCUUCGUGCAGAUACCAGGUGGACGGGGCGGCCAUCCGCGAAGCGAUUCUUUCUAAGAAUGUGCCGCAGUGCCCCAAGUGCACCGCACGACGAGCAAAGCGCUCCAAGCGCGAGGCGAAGCGCCAAAAGGUUGCGCGAGGCUGGACCGCUGAGAGCGCGUCCGAGGGCGAAGAGGAACUCGCGUAUGGGAUUAUGAAGCCAGAUAUUACUUUUUUCGGUGAAAAGCUCCCCGAUGCGUUCGAGCACGCUGUGCUUGCUGACCGUGAGGAGGUGGAUCUGAUCAUGGUAAUGGGCACGUCGCUUAAAGUCGCGCCUGUGGCCGAUCUUCUCUCACACCUUCCACCACACAUCCCAACCGUGCUGAUCAACCGCACGCCGAUCACACACAUGGCGCUGGACGUGAUGCUUCUUGGCGAUGCAGAUUGUGUGGUGGCAUAUCUAUGCGACAAGCUCGAUUGGACCUUGUCCCACGCGCCUGCGCCCAUACCUGAGCCCCUGCGUGUGGCAUCCAGCCAUGUCCACCAGUUCCCUGGCGCAGAAGGCGGCUGGUACGUCGAAGCAUUAUUGGAGGAGGAAGAUGGAUAG
Messenger RNA from Malassezia vespertilionis, 1470 nucleotides. RefSeq names its product NAD-dependent histone deacetylase sir2 (gene SIR2). Bases 1 to 1470 code for a protein of 489 amino acids. The transcript has 4 exons. Gene Ontology annotation, molecular function: NAD+ binding. Lineage: Eukaryota; Fungi; Basidiomycota; Malasseziomycetes; Malasseziales; Malasseziaceae. The record is from RefSeq and is a predicted model, not a curated record.